AUGACAUAUAAGAUCUCUCCAAGUGAUUUGGCGUAUCCUCUCCCACUUCCAGUCUUAACCGGCGCAGAACUAGCUGCUCAUGCUUGGGAUGAAGAGGAGAUUUGUUUGCAUAGUGUUUCCCCAUUGCAGCGCAUGGAGCUUCCUUAUGUUGGGAUCAUCUUCGACAUCUGCCUUCGUCGUUGGUAUCGAGUCAUAGCUCACCAUGAAUAUCCACCCAGCUACCAUGACGAUCCGGAUAGCAUAUUUGAUGAUCCGUACUGGCUUUCAGUGCUUCAGUCAAGUGGACAUCGUGGUCGCAACGACUUCAAUGAGAUUCGAGUGAAUGAUAUAGAUGGGUCGUUGACAUACUGCUUGAACCCGAUACAUUCUAGUGGUAUUCCAAUCUAUGGACUUCAACCUCCACCCCUCGCUUCGUAUAUUCCAUCAAUUCCCUCCCAUGAUCUGAAGCAGAGGCAAUACCUCUUUCGUUCUACGGAAACAUGCUCAGUGCCCUCGCGUGGCUGGCAAGGAGUCGUUUUCAAGCAAAUCCUUCAAGGUCGUGGAGAGGUUACUCGUUUCAAUAGAGAAAUCACCCUGCUACACCUUCUUCGUGAAAGCGAAUACUUUCUUCCAUUGUUAGCCUGUGUUGUGGACACAACCGAUCGAAUGCGAGGCUUCCUCGUUCCUUUUGGAGGUACUCCUUUGGAUAAAUUACCUACCAUUCGAUGGAAGAUGUUCUUGAAUGUAUUGCAAGGGUUGAUAGCAAUUCAUUCAAUACCUGCUCAUGCACUUGAAACAUUGAAAACAGCGGAAGACUUGGAACUUGUUGAGCAUGGGGAUAUCUGUGCUCGGAAUGUGCUUGUGGAUGAAUCAGGAAAGUUAUAUUUGAUAGAUGUGGGUAGUAGGACGGAAGAUUAUCCGGGAGAUCGGAGGGCGUUGAUCGAUAUGAUGAUCGACUUAAGGGCCAAAGCAGGAAAGGGGGAAGAUGAAGUUUUGAUGGAGAAGAUGUUGAAGCUACUGGGAGGCUCGUUGACGCUCCCAGAUAUAGCCAAGGUAUUGCACACAGCCAGACCUUCAGAUAUCAAUGGGAUACUCCGGCUUGACGAAGCGGCGGAUGGUAUUUCAUGA
This is a messenger RNA of Lentinula edodes (shiitake mushroom), 1107 nucleotides long. RefSeq lists its product as uncharacterized. The record is from RefSeq and is a predicted model, not a curated record. NCBI's taxonomy places the organism in Eukaryota, Fungi, Basidiomycota, Agaricomycetes, Agaricales, Omphalotaceae. The transcript has a single exon. The coding region runs from base 1 to 1107 and encodes 368 amino acids.